CAGGAAGCUGUCGUUGGGAGUGAAGAAGAAAGAAAGCGCCAUGGCGGCUAAGCCGCUCAUUUUGGCGCAUGUGGUGUCUGAUAAUUUCAAGUCGAUUAAGACUAAGGAGAAAUUGUAUGAUGUCAAUAGGAGAAUGCUUGAGGAAAAUAUGGAUGAAGCGUGUGCAAGUGAAAUGAUUGCUGAGGGUGCUGCUAUUGAAUGUACCGUUGGGAGUAUUGGAAGUGUUGGUGCGAGCUGCGACAAGAUAUUGGAAAGCAAUGUUGCUAGUGGUAUGAGUGGUGAGAUGUGUGCUGGUGUGAGUGCUGCGACUGGAAGUAGAAGGAAGGAUGCCGCUAAAACAGCAUAAGCACCCUCGACGUACAACAAUCUUGACGAUAGACUCAACCACUUUCAACACUUCUUGACGAAAAAGGAGCAUAUAAUUGGAAUU
Stomoxys calcitrans (stable fly) is the source of this 430-nucleotide messenger RNA. RefSeq lists its product as uncharacterized. The transcript has 2 exons. The coding region runs from base 41 to 346 and encodes 101 amino acids. The record is from RefSeq and is a predicted model, not a curated record. Lineage: Eukaryota; Metazoa; Arthropoda; Insecta; Diptera; Muscidae.